GCGGGGGCGGGGCCUGGCCUGGAAGCCUGGGUCCCCGCCGCUGCCGCCGCCAUGGUGCUGGAGGCGCUGCGCUACCGUCGCGGGUCUCUGCAGAUCCUGGACCAGCUGCAGUUACCGCAGCGGAGCUGUUACGAGGCGAUCCGGGGCGUGCGGGAUGGGCAGGCGGCCAUCCGGGACAUGCGGGUGCGGGGUGCUCCAGCCAUUGCUAUUGUGGGCUGCCUGAGCCUGGCGGUGGAGCUGCAUGGGGGCACAGCUGGGGGCCAAGACGCUGCCACGGUGGCUGCCUUCGUGGGGAAGGCACUGCAGGACCUGGCCAGCACCCGUCCCACAGCCCGCAACAUGGCGCAGGCAGCUGAGAAGCUGGGGGCUGCAGCCACGCAUGAGGCCCAAUGCCCAGGUGCCACAGCCAACAGUGUGCGGGAGAUCGUCAUCCAGCUAGCGGAGGAGAUGCUGGAGAAGGACCUGCAGGAUAACCGGCGCAUCGGAGAGCUCGGGGCCACCUGCAUGAUGCAGGGGGUGGCACCACAGGGCCAGGUGACAGUGCUGACCCACUGCAACACUGGGGCGCUGGCCACUGCUGGCUAUGGCACUGCCCUGGGUGUCAUCCGGGCCCUACAUGCCCGUGGCUGCCUGGAACAUGUGUACUGCACAGAGACACGGCCCUAUAACCAGGGGGCCCGGCUGACAGCCUACGAGCUGGUUUAUGAGGGCAUCCCAGCCACCCUCAUUGCUGACAGCGCAGCUGCCCUGGCCCUGAAGGAGAAAGGCAUCUCCGCCAUCGUGGUAGGAGCUGACCGUGUGGUGGCCAAUGGUGACACAGCCAACAAGGUGGGCACCUACCAGCUGGCUAUUGCUGCAAUGCACCAUGGCGUGCCUUUCUACGUGGCAGCACCCAGCACCUCCUGUGACCUCAGCCUGGCCACUGGGGACCAGAUCAUCAUUGAGGAGAGGCCCAGUCAGGAGCUGACAGACAUCAACGGCAUUAGGAUCGCAGCACCUGACAUUGGCGUCUGGAACCCGGCCUUUGACGUCACUCCCCACGACCUCGUCACUGGCGGCAUCAUUACAGAGCUUGGGGUCUUUGCCCCCGCAGAGCUCCAGGAAGGCCUGAAACAGGCCUCCAUCAGGCCGUGUCAUCGCCCCCAAGAAAGCCCGAGUGGUGCAGCAGCAGCAAGUGAGAAAGAACCUGGAAGUCGGCAUCCGCAAGAAGAUUGAGCAUGAGGUGGUGAUGAAAGCCAGCAGCAGCCUGCCCAAGAAAUUGGCCCUUGUUCGGGCUGCGCCAUCUGGAGCCAAGAAGGUC
Messenger RNA from Alligator mississippiensis (American alligator), 1300 nucleotides. It is a transcript of the gene MRI1, whose product is annotated as methylthioribose-1-phosphate isomerase 1. The transcript is spliced from 8 exons. The record is from RefSeq and is a predicted model, not a curated record. Bases 52 to 1215 code for a protein of 387 amino acids. NCBI's taxonomy places the organism in Eukaryota, Metazoa, Chordata, Crocodylia, Alligatoridae. Gene Ontology annotation, molecular function: S-methyl-5-thioribose-1-phosphate isomerase activity.